UCAGUCUGUGAGGUGCACGGUGCCCCGAAGCGGCGGCUCUGUCUUUAGCACACACACAUACAUACACACACAUACACACACAGGCUGUGUCUGAGUGACUGGAUGCUGAGAGAAGGAGAAAGAGAGGAGAGGAGCGUUUAAGAUCAGCGACAGGCAGGGCAGAGCACUGCAGGGCAGGAGACGGCUCUUUUUCUCCCGCAGACAGCAAAGACACCAUUGAGCUUUCCAGCUGAUCCAGACGCGCUCACCUGACACGGGGAACGAGGACGCAGGAAGACCCUUCACUGGAAGGAGUAAUCUGGUAUCUAGUGCCGGUCUACUGGAUUAGAAAAUCUGUGGAAUUGACUCAACUGUCAUUUUUUUGUGGAUAUUAUGUAAAAACAAACAAACAAAAAGCCCCAGUCCAGCUGGCCAGCGGGGCUCCGUUCAACAUUUUGUCCUGGUGGCUUGUCUGUCUUUGAGGGGGGGAAUUGGAAAACCGUUUGCAUACUAAUCAGGUUUUUGGAGGGGAUAUCUACAGCGCACAUCCAGAGCAGCGGACUGGGUCAGAUGAAUGUGUAGCACAACCCAGCCAUGCCGAUAACAAGUAAAGGGUCAAGACGGAGGGCUUGGGUCAGCGGACCUCGUGUGUGUCUCUGGCGGCGGAAGCCACUCUUUCAUUUCUGCAUCCUCCUUGUCCUUCUUCAGUCUACAUCUGUCCUCGGAGCGCUGGAACUGCAGCUGGAUGAAGAGCAGCCUGCGGGGACCAUCGUUGGGGAUAUCAGCGCUGGGUUACCGCCCGGUGAAACUGCCAGUCUUUACUUCAUCUCAGACCAUGAAGGCACGGGCGUUGGCAGCGACCUCAACAUCGACGAAACCACGGGCAUCAUUACCACCGCGCGGCGUCUGGACCGCGAGCAGAGGGAUCACUACAGCUUCAUCGCUGUGACAAUGACGGGAGUCACUAUCGAGGUGUCCAUCACUGUCAACGACAUCAACGACCACGUGCCCGUGUUCCCUAAGAAGAAAGCUGCUCUCAAGAUCCCCGAGCACACGGCAGUGGGGACGAGGUUUUCCCUGGAGCCCGCGACCGAUGCGGACAAGGACCAGCUGACAACCCAAGGCUACGCUAUUAGAGAGGGCAAUGUAGGCCAGGCUUUCAGACUGGAGACCAAGAGAGCUGCUAACAAGGUGCUGUAUCUGGACCUGGUGGUCAAUGGACUGCUGGACAGGGAGAAACGCUCAACGUACUCCCUCGUCCUGGAGGCCUUUGACGGGGGCUCACCUAGAAGGAUGGGAUCCAUGAGCCUGGAGGUGACGGUGACUGACAUCAACGAUCACGCGCCGGUCUUCAAUCAGAGCAGAUACCACGCCAUCAUCUCUGAAAGUCUUCCGCAGGGAAGCAGCAUCCUACAGGUGUUCGCAACAGACGAGGAUGAGGGCGAUAACGGUCUGGUGCUUUAUGAAAUCAACCGGCGUCAGAGUGACCCUGACCGCUAUUUUGUUAUGGAUAUUAAGUCGGGGGUCAUCACUCUGAAUAGACCCCUGGACUAUGAGCUAAAGAGGGUCCAUGAACUGGUGGUCCAGGCCAGGGAUAACGCCAGCCACCCAGAGGUGACCAAUGCGUUCGUGACCAUCCACGUCCGUGACUACAAUGACAACCAGCCCACCAUGACCAUCAUCUUCCUCAGUGAGGACGGCUCUCCGAGAAUCUCCGAAGGAGCCCAACCAGGCCAGUAUGUAGCCCGGAUAUCUGUCACGGACCCAGACUACGGAGAGUACGCCAACGUGAAUGUGUCCCUCGAGGGGGGUGAUGGGAAGUUUGCUCUUACAACCAAGGACAGCAUCAUUUACCUGAUAUAUGUAGACCAAGUUUUGGAUAGAGAGGAGCGGGAUUCGUAUGACCUCAGGGUGAUGGCCACAGACUCCGGCACGCCGCCCCUCAGGGCGGAGUCAUCUUUCACCAUCCAGGUGAUGGAUGUUAAUGACAACCCCCCUCUGUUCGACCAGCAGGCCUACAGACAAACUAUUCCUGAGGUUGUGUAUCCUGGAUCCUUUGUUCUUCAGGUCACUGCCAGGGACAAGGACCAGGGCCCCAAUGGGGACGUCCGAUAUAGCCUCCUCAAAGGCAAAAACUCUCACUCUGAUUGGUUUUCCAUAGACCCGGUCACGGGGAUCAUUACCACCGCGGCCGCUCUGGAUUUCGAAUCAGAGCCAGCUCCUAGUGUGACUGUUGUUGCGACGGAUAACGGCCGCCCGCCGCUGUCAUCCACGGCAAAGGUGGACAUUGUGCUGCAGGAUGUUAACGAUAACACACCUACGUUCUCAAGCAGCUCCUACAAAGCCUCCAUCAAGGAGAACACCCCAGCUGGGACCUGCUUUUUAGAGGUGUCAGCCACAGAUGAGGAUCGGGGCUCCUUUGGUGCCAUAUCCUACACUCUGGGCUCGGGCUCUGGAAGUGUGGUGCCAACACACUUCACCCUAGACAAGGAGACAGGUCAGCUGUGCACCAGCACUGCUCUAGACCGGGAUGAGGGACUGGACAAAUUUGAGUUGACUGUCACUGCAACGGAUGGUGGUGGUCUGAGCUCAGUAGUCCGUGUGCAUGUCUCAGUGGUGGAUAUUAAUGACAACCGGCCCACCUUUUAUCCAGUCCUCUACACAGUCAGUCUCAGUACCCAUAGCGCCCCAGGAACCUCCGUCGUCAAGGUAACAGCCAAUGACCCUGAUGCUGGGGAAAACGGCAGGGUGACCUACCGCACGGUACCUGGAGGAGGCUCCACUUUCUUUACCCUCAACAAGGACACAGGUGUAAUUUCUCUCUCUCGCUCGCUCCAUGGCAAAGCCAACACAGUAAUCUCCAUGGUGAUAUCAGCUGAAGACGGUGGUGGUCUGACGGCGCCAGUCAAUGCCAGGGUGAACGUGAGCGUGGUGGGAGGCUCGGUGGCGUCUCCCGUGUUUGAGCAGGCGCAGUAUUUCUUCACCGUGACCGAGGACGUUCUCAGAGGGACGGCGGUGGGAGUGGUCCGCGCUGCCACCAAGACAGGUGUCUCUAAGGAUAUCUUCUACUCCAUCUCUUCUGGAGACCCUGAUGGCUACUUCACAGUGGACAGUGCCUCCGGUACCAUUCGUACAGCCCUUCCUUUGGACCAUGAGACCUGCACCAGUCUUGACCUGGAAAUCCAGGCACGCUCUGGCUCUCCUCCAGCGUACGGAACCAGCCGGGUACACAUAACCAUUUCGGACGUCAAUGACAAUGCCCCCACCUUCCUCCCCUCCUCGUCAGAGUCCCUUCUUCUACCCGAGAUCACCAAAAUGGGGACUGUUAUCUAUCGCAUUCAGGCCAGCGACAAGGAUUCUGGUCAUAACGGUCAGCUCAGCUUCGACCUGGUCUCUGCUGGGGCAGCAGGCAGCAGUGGCCAGAGGACGUUUGGUGUUGACCGGGGAAGCGGGGAGGUGCGUCUGAUUGGGAGUCUGUCAUACGAAAAUGUCCCUCGCUAUGACCUUCAGGUGGUUGCCAAGGAUGGUGGAGCGCCUCAGCUCAGCUCCACCUUCACCCUUGUGGUCCACAUCCAAGCACAAGACGCACAAGGCCCCAACUUUGACACCCUGACUUACCGAGUGGAGCUACGGGAAAACACACCUCUCAACACACGUUUCCUCCAGGUUCGAGCACUCAACAGAGAGGCUUCUGGGAACGGGGGAAGCUCUUCCUCAUCUUCUUCCUCCUCCUCCAUUUCCUACCGCCUUAGGCCUGAUGGUGACGCUGCCGGGUUUGGCAUCAUGCCAGAUAGUGGGUGGCUGUUUGUUCGUAGCUCUCUGGACCGUGAGGUCAAAGACAUGUAUCUGCUGACGGUCCUGGCCACCUCAGGCCCAGGAGGGGCGGGGAGAACCGGCAGUGCGACUGUCAGGGUGACAGUGACGGAUGAGAAUGACAAUUCUCCCAGACUGAGCCAGGAGAGGGUGUUCCUGGCUGUCAGAGAGAACCUGCUGGCCGGAACAGGCUUUGGCAGGGUGUCUGCGACAGACAGAGAUGCAGGACUAAAUGCUCGACUGACCUACAGGCUGCUGCACACUGACAGACACUUUCAGAUCAACUCCCAAACAGGUGAGAUCAGCACCCGCCUCGCCCUGGACAGAGAGCAGCAGUCCAGUUACCAGCUUGUCGUGGUCGUACAGGAUGGGGGUACACCGCCUCGCAGCGCCACCGGCACCGCUCAUAUCACUGUGCUGGAUGAAAAUGACCACGCCCCCAGCUUCGCUCAUGCCAGGCCAGAAACGGAGCUGCUCCUUCAGGUGAUGGAGGGGCUUCCAUCUGGGACAGUCUUAGGGACAGUGUUGGCCAAAGACCCAGACGAGGGAGAGAAUGGGACCAUAUACUACUCUUUAUCAGGCCCCAGAGCAGAACGCUUCUCCCUCAACCCGACCAGCGGCGAGCUGCGAACCGCCUCCCCUCUGAGGUCGACAGAGCGAGCCGAAUACGUCUUCACUGUGACUGCCGCUGACCACGGCACACCAGGCCUCAGCUCCACCUGCCAGCUGCGUAUACAGGUUCUCAGCUCCUCCAAGUCCAGCCCCAAGCCCAACAUCCUCUCAAUGACCCUGAACACAGUGGAAGGGGUCGACCCGGGCUCCAUCAUUGGCAGCGUCCGCCCGCAUGACAAGCAUGACUCUGCUAUACUGGAAGGCCAGGUGACCUACCUGGUAGUAGGGGGCACGGACCGGGAUGGGACCUUCAUGGUGGACCGUUUAAAGGGUGAUGUAUACCUGGUGCGCGAGCUCGACUUCGAGAAGGGGUCGAGGUACACUCUGCACAUCGAGGUGUCCGACUUCUCCCAGGCGUUUCCCAGCAGCCACCUGGUGCACCUGGAUAUCAACGUGCAGGAUAGCAAUGACCACGCCCCCCAGUUCACAGAAGACCCUGUUACCAUCGUGGUCCCAGAGAACAUGGAGCCAGGGGCUUCCAUAUACACCUUCCAGGCUGUGGAUCAGGACGGCAGUGGACCCAACAGCGAGCUGCGUUACUCCAUCGAGCACCACUGGCCUGACACGCCUGACCUCUUGAUCCUUGACCCCUCCAGCGGAGUCCUGACCCUGGGGCAGAAGUUAGACCGUGAGUCCACACCCUCCCUCUACCUCGUGGUGCGGGCCACGGAUCAGGCAGUGGAUCCCUCUCAGAGGCGCUGGGGUUCGGUCACUGCCCGGGUGUUUGUGACGGACGAAAACGACAACGCUCCGGUCUUCAGCUCUCCGUCUGCGGUCAGUGUCAUGGAGGACCAGCCUGUGGGGUUUGUGAUUUUGUACGUGAUGGCUCGAGAUGCAGAUGAAGGUGAAAAUGGCCGGGUGUCAUACAGAAUCCAGACGGGAAACAGUGCUGGUCGCUUCAGUCUGAACCCCAACACUGGCUCUCUCUCCAUCCUUAAGGCCUUAGACCGCGAAGAACAGGAAGUCUUCAAUCUGACCAUCGUGGCAGAGGAUCAAGGGAUACCACAGCUGUCCACCUCUCAGGUGCUGUGCGUGCAGGUGAUUGAUGUGAACGAUGAAGCUCCGGUGUUCCAGCGAGCAGAGUUUGAGACCCAGGUGCUGGAAAACCGAGGACCAGGAACAACGGUGCUGACAGUGACUGCCACUGACAGGGAUCAAGGUUCUAAUGGCCAAGUGACGUACGGGGGUGUGACAGAGGAAGGCUUCAUCAUCAACCCUGUGACAGGAGCCAUCACCACCACAAAGGAACUGGACAGGGAGCUACAGGACCACUACACUCUCACUGUGUAUGCCAGGGAUGGAGGGCUUCCCCCUAACUUUGCUAAGGCCGUUGUCCGGGUGGAGGUGCAGGAUGUGAACGAUAAUGCUCCAGUCUUUGCGAAGCCAUGGUACGGACUGGAGGUGCCGGAGAACCAGGCCCCCGUAGAGCUUUGCUUUCUCAAGGCUACAGACCCUGAUUCGGGUCCCGGUGGAGAGCUGCAGUACAGGAUUACUGCUGGAGACCAACAUGGAGAUUUCCAGCUCCACGCCAGCACGGGAGCCCUGUCUACCUCACGGAGCCUGGACAGGGAGACGAGGGCGGAAUAUACUCUGGAGGUGGUGGCCACGGACCGAGGCAGCCCCGCUCUCAGCACUACUGUCACAGUGGAAGUCAAAGUGCUGGAUGUCAAUGACAACAACCCUGUCUUCAGCAGAAGCAGCUACUCUGUGGAAGUGUCAGAGGAUGCUGCAGAGGGCACACAAGUGUUGGAGGUGUCAGCCACAGAUGCUGAUGAGGACCUGAACGGGAAGGUCCUGUAUUUCCUUAGCCGAGAGACGCACGGGGCGUUUACUGUGCAUGAGAACACUGGUCGUAUCACCACAGCAGCACCUCUAGACCGGGAAAAAUGGGCGUCGUACAGCUUCCAGGUGUUUGCUGUUGACCUUUCACCUGCUGCACCCAGGAACACUUCUGCUCAGGUGACAGUCACCAUCCUGGAUGUCAACGACAACACUCCCUUCUUCAUCCAGGACCCACUGGUCAUUGAAGUGUCCAGCAGGCGUUCCCAGCGGGUUCUAGCCACAAUGAAGGCGGAGGACAAGGACUUCGGAGCCAACGGUUCCGUGUUUUACCGUUUCGCUAUGCCAGUGAAGGGUUUCAGCAUCAACUCGCUGACUGGGGAGAUCCAGGCCACUGAACCACUGGGAGAUCUGACCCAGGCUCAGAGGACGUUAAUUGUGGAGGCCAUGGACCAAGGGAGCCCAGCUCAGUCUGCACAGGGUGUGGUGGUGAUUUAUGUGAAAGAGGUGGAGUACAAUGGCAUUCGCUUCUCCAGGAAUGCCAGAGACGUCAGCCUACAGGAGAACGCUGCAAAAGGCACCGCUGUGGCUCAGGCUCAGGCUCAACACCCAGAUGGUACACGUAAGGGUAUCAGCUACAGCCUCUUCAGUGGGAACAGAAAGCAGGCGUUCAGCAUCAGCUCCUCAACAGGUGAAAUCUGGGUGCAGAGCUCCAAGGGUCUGGACUUUGAAGACACCCCCAGACUCCGUCUAGUUGUGAAGGCUGAAACCAUGUCCUCCACAUCUUUCAUGGCUUUUAACUUGAUCCUGCAGGAUGUCAAUGACAACCUUCCUCGCUUUCAGCUGCAGAAUUAUGUAGCCUACAUGAGAGAAGCACAGGGAUAUGAAAUGCCUAUCAUACAGGUGGUUGCUGAGGAUGUUGAUCAAGGCCAAAACGGUCAGGUGACCUACUCCAUCCAGUCAUCAGGCAUGAGCGGCCUGUUCAAGAUCGACCCGAUGACAGGAAGCAUCACCACGGCAGCCAUCAUGGACCGGGAGAUAUUUACCCAGACCAAGCUGGUAGUUACAGCAACAGAUAGAGGAAGUCCAAGACUGGCUGGUUCAGCCACACUGACAGUGAUCAUAAUUGACCAGAAUGACAACAGUCCCGUUAUCCCCUUGCCCCAGGAAGUCCGCAUUCCAGAGAAUACGCUGAUUGGCACAGAGAUCACUCUUGUGACGGGUAAUGAUGUCGACUCCAGUCCCGCCCUCUCCUACACCUUACAGCUGGACCCAACGGCCUCAGGCAAGUUCGGGAUCCACCGCUACAGCGGAGGCGUGUCACUCACUGCCCCUCUGGACUUUGAAGAGAAGACGUGGUACACCGUCACAGUCAGAGCCACAGACAGCCAGCACCAAACUGAGGCUAACAUUACAAUAUUGGUGGAGGAUAUUAACGACAAUGCACCCACGUUCACCCAUGAUCUCUACCAGGUAUCUCUGGCGGAGCACACGCCACCAGGAAGUGCAGUUGUCACAGUAACAGCAACUGACAGGGACUCUGGAGACAAUGGAAAGAUCACUUAUAGAGUGAUGUCAUCAACCCAGGACGGUUUCUACAUUGACCCCAAGAACGGAACCCUGUUCAUCAGUCACAGAGCUGAGUUUGACCCUGAGCGUCCAUCAGUCAGUAUUGUUAUCGAAGCUCGUGAUGGAGGCUCGCCCUCACUGUCGUCCCUGACUACGGUCCAGGUUCAAAUCUCUGACGUCAAUGACAACGCUCCUGUGUUCCAUCAAUCUGAGUACAGGGCUACCGUCGCUGAGGACACCAUUCCAGGGUCAACAGUAUUGACGUUUGAGGCCUUUGACAGCGACCUCUCGCGAGAGAACUGCGGCUUCGACUUUGCUAUCGCCAGUGGAAAUGAAGGAAAUGUGUUCCAGAUUGAAAGCAGUGUGCGCUUCCUGGAGGGGCGGGGCUUUCAAACUGUCGGGACUCUGCUGUUGGCCGAGGGUCUUGACUUUGAAACCAAGCCACUUUACAACCUCACUGUGGUAGUUUCGGACCGGGGCGUGCCCCAGAGGAGCUCUAGUGUUGCUGCGGUGAUAAACAUUGGUGAUGUGAAUGAUAACCCUCCAGUGUUCAGCAGAGCAGAAUAUACCGUGUCACUGAGUGAGGGAGCUGCCGCUGGGACUGAGAUCAUACGACUGACUGCUACAGACCCAGACUCAACCCCCAAUGCUGAGGUCCAGUAUACUAUCAGCUCUGGUGAUGAGGUGAACUUAUUUACCAUGGACCAGUGGACCGGAGCCUUGCGCCUUCAGCGAGCACUCGAUCGCGAGCACCAGUCCACACAUAUUGUCAUCAUUCAGGCCACAGAUGGACAGGGACACUUUGCGCUGGCUCCAGUCGUUGUUGAGGUCAAAGACAUUAAUGACAAUCAUCCUUUCUUCCCUGUGGAAGUCCUGACAGCUAGUAUCAGAGAAAACCAACCAGCGAACUCAGCUGUGACUGUUCUCCACGCCAUAGACCACGACACGGGGGUUUUUGGUCAGCUGAAGUACUACAUGGUGGAGCGGUCCAGGGCGGGAAAAGACAGCUUCACUGUGGACCAGAACUCGGGAGAAAUCCGAAGCAAAAUCGCCUUUGACUUUGAGAAGGUCAACUCCUUUAACUUUGUAGCAAUCGCAGUAGAUUCAGGCAACCACUCAGCCACUGUGACUGUGCAGGUGUUUGUCACAGGUGAGGAUGAGUAUGACCCAGUCUUCACAUCCCCUGAUUUCACCUUUGAAGUCCCAGAGGGAGCCAAGAAAGGCCAGAGCAUCGGCCAGGUCCAAGCGAAUGAUGAGGAUGGAGGGGUGGAUGGUAUUGUUCUCUAUUCUCUUCCCACCAGCUCUCCAUUCUUUGAUGUAAACAAAACUACUGGGGUGAUUUUCCUCAAGCUGGACAGCUCAGGCAGCAGUAGUAGCAGUGGGUCGGGCCGGGCCAAAAGGGAAACCAGGCUGAUGACUCUGGAUGUGAAAGCUCAGAGUCCUCUGGAUACAUCUCGCACCUCUACAGCCCAGGUCUCCAUCGAUGUCACAAAUACCAACUUUGGCCUGGCUCCUGAUGUCAACAUCUUGCUGAUAAGCGUCAUUGCCGUGUCCCUCGGUUUCAUUGUAUUGCUUGUGGUCAUGGCUGUGGUGGUGUUCCUAGUCAAGUCACGCAGGAGAAAGAAAGCGCAGGAUGCAAGCAACAGAACUGCUGCCUCGGGAACCGCUCUUCAGAAACUGGACGAUUGCAGCUCAGGACCUGGAGGAGAAAGGAUCUACCACCAGGCCUUGCCAGGCUAUGCUGGAGAUCAGGGUACUGCUGGUGGUGGUCCUUACACCAGAGGAGGCUCUCUGGAUCCCUCUCACUCCAGUGGAAGAGGAUCAGCUGAGGCAGCGGAGGAUGAUGAGAUCAGGAUGAUAAACGAGUACCCCCGCGUCGCCUCCAUCACCUCGUCCAUGCAGGAGCACAUCUCGGCCAGAGGACCGGACUCUGGAAUUCAGCAGGAUGCUGACCAGCUCUCAGAUAUCUCCUGUGAGCCUGCAGCUUUGGAGGGCAGCACCUGGUUCAAAGGAAAGAAACUGGGAGGCAGUCUCAGUGGGACCUUGCUCUCUGGCCAGCUCCCAGUCUAUAGGGAUGAAGGAGGUGGGUACCUGGGAGUUGGCCGCGGCCUCAACAUUUCCCUGCCCAAGGAUUAUGCCUUCCCUGAGGACGGUAAACCUUCAGUGGAUGGUUCCCUCACAGCUAUCGUUGCCAGUGACGAGGAGCUCCGUGGAAGCUAUAACUGGGAUUACCUGCUCAACUGGUGUCCGCAGUUCCAGCCUCUGGCGAAUGUCUUCACAGAGAUUGCCAGGCUGAAAGACGAAACUGCCCAGCAGAGCCAGAACCCUCGCCAACCCUUCCAGCCCAAGCCCAAAAUGGAUCCCAAACCUAGAAUCGAUCCCCCACCACUCAUCACAUCUGUGGCCCACCCAGGGGCCAUGUCAGUUCCACCCAAGGUCCCUGUAAUUGGACGGACAUUCCCCCACUUGGCCUCGCUCCGCAGGUCCCCUAUCAGUCACGAGGGAUCCAUUUCAUCAGCAGCAAUGUCCCCCAGCUUCUCCCCGUCUCUGUCCCCUCUGGCGGCUCGAUCUCCAGCUGUUUCUCCCUUUGGAGUCACCCAAGGGCCCUCAGCAUCCAUGAUCAGCACCAGGGAGCCCUCUCUGGACCAGAGUCCUGAUCAUGAGAUGAGAAUAUGAUGGAAAACUAUUUAAGGAAGAACUUUUAAGACAGACAACCUAAACAAAGCAUGAUAGAGCACUCCUCUGGCAGUUCUUUUUCAUGGAACUUUAGAAAGCAAGUGGAGGUGUCAGUUGUACUGUCAUUCUCGGAAAUCAUUGUUUUCAUCAUGAGAAUGAAGGUUUCACAAACAUCCAGUGUUAAAGAGCCCGACCACAGGAAUUUCUGGGACAGUGGACACACCAACAAAAACAUACUUAACCUUCUUCUGGUAGAAUAUUUGCAUUCUUUGAAGUACUUCCGUUGGUCGGCAGUGUUACAGGAACACACAAAAGUGGAACAUGUGCCUGGGUUGACAGGACCAGCCCACUCUUCCACAGUGACGCAGGUCUCCACGAACUGAUCGGGGUUAACAGGUGAACCGACCUCUUCAUGGGAACGUACAUUCACCAUGCCCUGCAGUCAGAGAUCCCUUAGUGUGUAGAUAGAUAAAUGUGUAGUUUUCAUGUUACCUCGCUGGCUGGCCAGAGAGUUAAGGAUCCCGUUCCUCUCUUUGUGUCUGUGGACAUUUUUACACUCCAGUAUUAAACUCAUGUAGCGGCUGCUUUUAAAAAUGGCCACUGGACAUGUAUGUGAAUCCCAUGGACAGACAGGCGGUGUUUGUGUUCACAAAGACACUGAUUCAUUGAAUUGCCAAUGCAUCACACAGUGGAAGAGCAAUGGAGAUUGUUGUUGUUUUCUCACCAAUUCAGGUGACACUUCUUUUGAUUUUACUUUUAUUUUUAUAUAUUUUUAUAUGAAAUUAUGAUUUCAGAUUUCCAGAAAUGCCAUUAUUCCACACGGAGAGGUUAUUGUUUUUGUGUAUUUGCAUAUAUGUAUAUUUGUAUGUAUGCAGACGACAUUAUGUACUGUAUGUGUCUCCUAGGUUUUUAGAAACUCUUGUGACAGUUCUGUUGUGAGUGAGAGGGAGACCUUCGUGUUUUUAGCAUUAUUUAUAUGAAAAGAAGACUUGCUGCCCCAUUUCAACAGUAGGAAAUUGAGCGCAGCUCACACUACGCUGCGUUGUUACCUUUUUUUUUUUGUCAAAUUGUAGAUCGUUCCAAAUCCAAAACAGCAACUGGAUGAAAACCUGUGAAGCAAUCUAAAUGCCUGCCUCUCCAGCAGUUCAGCACUCUGUUGUUGUGAGCAAUUAUGCACAACAGCACAUCCCUUUUGUUUUUCAGGGACGGCUCAGUUUGCUGAUCACCUCUGUGUCUUUGAAAAAAAAAAAAAAGUGCUUCCUAAAGUCAGUUACAUCAGUCAUUAACUUAAAUGCAUUUUACUGUGAAGUUGUUCAUCUCAGCACAAUGGAAAUAACAUGCAAUGCACAGGCUGGGAUUCUCAUAGAAGGAAAGUGGCAUAACAUUGAGAAUUAUAGCACAUGAGCCAGACAAGUGGGAAGCAGAAGCCUGAACGCAUGAGCCCUGAUGAAUGUACAAGGAUUUAGCAACCGGUGCAGUAUUUAUUUCCAUGUUAACUCUUUGCUCUGUGCGUUUUAUUUCCAUGAUUCACACAUCAAGGUUGUCACUGACAUGAUGAGGUGUUUUCAGGUUCCAUGUGUUUAACUCGUCAUCUGCACCUUCUCUCUUUUCUCUCAUCAUUCAGAUCCAGUUUUAGCAAUCUGCUGGUGCAGCAAGAGGCAAAAGGCUUUAUGAAUGUCUUUUUCAUUCUUCCAUGUGUAUUUUCUGGCCUGUUUGUAAUCUUUUGGGGUAAUUGCAGAUUGGAUGUCCUCUUGUUUCCAAGAGAUGGCUUCUACCGCUGUUCUUUGUUCAACAUAACCCUACAAAUUGCUUCAUGCAAAGCCGGCACUGGUUCAGCGAAGACCUACACAUGCCAUGAGCCUAACUCCAGCACAACAUGUUCUCGCCUCAUAAUCAUGCUGUCUCAGAAACAUUUCUGUAUUGGAGGACCUCCAUUUGGAGUUCAGCCUGAGAUGAAUGCCAGUGACUGAUCAGUGGAGCAAUGGCAGAAAAAAAAGAGCUGUAUGUGUAUUUAAAGCAAAUAAUAAAUUCCUACUGAUCUCUUUUGACAAA
Seriola aureovittata is the source of this 12540-nucleotide messenger RNA. RefSeq names its product dachsous cadherin-related 1b (gene dchs1b). The coding region runs from base 574 to 10488 and encodes 3304 amino acids. Gene Ontology annotation, biological process: homophilic cell-cell adhesion. Gene Ontology annotation, cellular component: plasma membrane. Gene Ontology annotation, molecular function: calcium ion binding. The record is from RefSeq and is a predicted model, not a curated record. The transcript has 29 exons. Lineage: Eukaryota; Metazoa; Chordata; Actinopteri; Carangiformes; Carangidae.